AUGGCCGAGAGCAGCAAGGACCGCGCCGACGGGAACCGGAGCGAUAAUGGCAAUGCCAAUGGGCCCCGACCGGCCGGAAACGUUAACGCGGUCGAUGUUCGAGGUCUGCUUCAAAUAGCAGCCGAGAGGCAGAGAAACUCUCCACGCCAUCCGGUGGCGCACACCGGUGUUCCGGCAAAUGUUGCCAUGCGAGCGCUGUUGGACGCGGAGGAGGAAAGUUGGCGAGAAGACCUUCGCGACCCCAACACCACCGAAGAAGAGCGCGUCAUGAUAGAGGAGACGCUAAGUGACAUCCAGUCACACCGGCGCUGGCUCGAUUUUACACAGUCUAUUGUUGAACCCCACAAGUAA
Molecule: messenger RNA, 351 nt
Organism: Lasiosphaeria miniovina
Lineage: Eukaryota; Fungi; Ascomycota; Sordariomycetes; Sordariales; Lasiosphaeriaceae
Exons: 3
Coding region: 1-351 (116 amino acids)
Source: RefSeq, a predicted model, not a curated record